GGGCGGGGGGCGGGACACCUCCCUCAGCAGCGGGUCUGCAGCCUCAUCGCCUGUCCCAGCUUUUUGCAGAGAGAAGAAAGAUGGAAAGUAAUGCAGUUUUACUGGAAUCCAAAUCCUCUCCUAUCAACCUGCUGAAUGAAAUGCAUCAGCUGCGUCUCCUGGGCCACCUCUGCGACGUGACUGUCAGCGUGGAGUAUCAAGGUGUCAGGGCAGAGUUUGUUGCUCACAAGGCUGUACUGGCAGCAACAAGCAAAUUUUUCAAGGAGGUGUUCCUUAAUGAGAAGGGCAUGGAUGGCCCAAGGACCAACGUGUUCUUGAAUGAGGUCCAGGUUGCUGAUUUUGCUUCAUUUCUUGAGUUUGUUUACACUGCUAAGGUAGAAGUAGAAGAAGACAGAGUGCAGCGUAUGCUAGAAAUAGCCGAAAAGCUGAAGUGCUUGGACCUCUCGGAAACCUGCUUUCAAUUAAAGAAACAGAUGCUUGAAUCAGUGCUGUUGGAGUUGCAAAACUUCUCUGAAUCACAGAACUCUGAGGAGGAGAGCGCUACCCAGCCAAGCAUUUUGCUCGAGUCCAAAGCAGCUGCUGUGGCAGAAACUGACCAAGCGGACUGUCUCCUGGAUCCUCCAGAUUCCCCAGCAGACAGUCCCAGCAAUGGAGUGUCUCCUGAGAUGCCAGCUGCCAAAUCAAAAGAGAAAAUGGACAAAAAGAAGGAAAUGAUGAAGCCUCCUUAUGCCAAAAUCAGAAGGGCAAGUGGGAGACUGGCCGGGAGGAAAGUGUUUGUAGAAAUCCCAAAGAAGAAAUACACAAGGCGGCUGAGGGAGCAGCAGAAGAAUGCAGAGGUUGCUAUUGAAGAAAACAAAUACCCUCAAAAUCAGGAUAUGUGUGAUAUGGAGAGGGAGGAGGAGCAAGCAGAGAACAACAUCAAACCUGAAAGCGAAGAAUGUGAUGGCAACUUUGAAUCCGAAGAAAACCUGAAAAAAUCCAAAGAGGAUAAAAAGAAACGAGGCAGUAACUUCAAGUGCAGCACAUGCGAGAAGGAAUUCCUGUAUGAGAAAAGUUUUCUCAAACACAUAAAGCACAGCCACGGCAUUGCAGCCGAAAUCAUUUAUCGGUGUGAAACCUGCAGUCAGACCUUUGCCAACCGGUGCAACCUAAAAAGCCAUCAGCGCCAUGUCCACAGCAGUGAGCGCCACUUCCCUUGUGAGCUCUGCGGUAAGAAGUUCAAGAGGAAGAAGGACGUCAAGAGGCACAUUCUCCAGGUUCAUGAGGGUGGUGGGGAGCGUCAUCAGUGCCAACAGUGUGGAAAGGGGUUGAGCUCCAAAACUGCCUUGAGGCUCCAUGAAAGGACGCAUACAGGCGACAAGCCUUAUGGGUGCACAGAGUGUGAGGCUAAAUUUUCUCAGCCUUCUGCACUUAAAACACACAUGAGAAUCCAUACUGGUGAAAAACCUUUUGCCUGUGAUGAAUGUGGUGCCAGGUUCACUCAGAAUCACAUGCUUAUAUAUCACAAACGAUGUCACACAGGAGAACGGCCUUUUAUGUGUGAAACAUGCGGGAAGAGCUUUGCCUCUAAGGAGUACUUGAAACACCAUAACAGAAUCCAUACUGGAUCCAAACCGUUCAAAUGUGAAGUUUGCUUCAGAACGUUUGCACAGAGAAAUUCGCUUUACCAGCAUAUAAAAGUUCACACAGGUGAACGACCCUACUGCUGUGACCAGUGUGGGAAGCAGUUCACGCAGCUGAACGCGCUGCAGCGGCACCACCGAAUACACACGGGGGAGAAGCCCUUCAUGUGCAAUGCCUGCGGGCGAACUUUCACUGACAAGUCCACCCUCCGACGGCACACUUCGAUACACGAUAAAAACACACCCUGGAAGUCCUUCCUUGUUGUUGUUGAAGGGGCAUCUAAGAACAACGAAAGUCACAAAACAGAGCUUCCCGACGAAGAGUAUGAGGUGUCACCUAAACUACCAGAGAAGCUGCUGUCUUUUUCUGAAAACAGCCACUAUCAACACUUGACUGCUGUCCCAGGGAGCGUGACUGCGCUGCAUGACAGUGGUUCUGCCACGGGACCAGACUGUAAAUCAGAUGGGACUCCAGGAGCCCAGGAAGCCCUCAUAGCUACCACUCUGAGCGAGCUGACAGUGCUGCAUACACAGACAGACUCUCUCCAGCCACAGCUUCAUGCUCUGGUGAAUAUGGAAUAAUUUGGUAUUUACAACUCCACUUUAAGCUGCGCCUUUUGUAUAAUCCUUUGACUUUGCCAAUAACCCACUGAGGGAACUAGAAGCCGAACAAGGAAGUGGGGUUAGACAUGAAAGACAUGUGCUGUGUUUCCAGAAUUCCCUCCAAAAAGUCAUUACCACCCCCAGUGUAUCGCUUCAUCUCCUGAAGGCAGGGCAGAGUAGCACCACAGCAGAGGGGUGGUGGCAGAGGAGGCAGAAGUCUGGGGAAGUUCAUUCCUUACAAAUAAAAGGGUGUAGUUCCACUUGUUUGCUCUCGCUGGCCUGCAGUGGAAAGAAGUACCUACAUCCAGAGAGGCUGUAAAGAAGGUGCCAGUUUGAUUUGCAGCUGAUGACACAUGUACAAUCAAGAGAAAUGACAAUGUGUUUCUCAGCCUAGUAACUAAGUUAAUUGUGUUUUCCCUAGUGGGAAUUCAUACACAAAGUAAGUUUUACUGAAUCACUUUUCAGGAAGUGUUGGUUUAUCUCUGCUGUUGCCAAAGAUACAAGCAGUGAGCCAGCUCACUCCUUGGGAAUAUGAGUGGAAGCAAGCUUUGGAAAGAUCUGGGGUUUCAUUCCAGGAGUUCUGAUUCUCUAGUAGCAAAACGGGCAAGUGGGAGCAAAGUGCUGCAUCUGUACAGGUGCUGGGAUUAUCUUUACAUUAUGGUGCACUUUGACACUUGGGUUCAGUCAGGCACUCUUCAUCUUCUAACUGCUCCAGAUUACGUACAACUUGGCAAUUUGGAGAGAAAAACAUCUCUUGUAAAAAUGCCUAUGAAAAGUAAGUGUAGAAAGACAACUAUUGGCCGUUUUCUGUGAAUUUGUAUCAUUUGAGCUGUUUUCUGGUGGCUCAGAGAGAUCAGCAAUGCUCUUUUCUCCACCAUCACUUAAACAGAGCUGCAGACCUCCUUUUAUACUCCACUGGGAACAGUUAACUACUGUUCUGCUGUUGAGUUGCUACAGCCAAUUCCACCAGUGCAAGAGUCUCCAGAGGUAAAUUCCGUUCCAAACAGGAGGCAGUCAGGAUUCUUAUGACUAGCGGCAUAAAGAGAUUCGAGUAAGUAAAAAAUGUACUGGACUAUUCAAGGGAUUUAGGCCUUUCUACCCCAGCUUGUGAGUACUUCGUAAGCCUACCUUGGCAUCUCAACAGCGGUUUCAGGCUUGUGUCUGUUUAACUGGCCCCAGCGAGCUAUUCAGAGGCAGGCCUUAAGAGCACAAGCAAUGCAAAGGUGUUAAUGUAUUAGCAUCUGCUGCUAAAUUUUAGUAGAAAAACCCUGGCAAUGCACCUUUGUUUGUUUUACAUAAGGAAAUGUGGCAAAAUGCUCACAGGGACUGAAGGUACCAAGCGUGACUUCUGUUCAGCCCACACUCCAAUGCUGCCACUCCACCAGCCAGCCCCAGCACCUGCUGGCUUUGGCAUCCCCUGAGAAUCACACCUCUGUUCUGGCACUGUGUACCCAGACAGACAGAUCUUUCUUCCUAUCUCCUCACCUUCCUUGGGGCUUGUCUCCCCUUGUUCUCCCCAGUUACUGCCUGUAGCUGAAAAAGCUGCAGUACAGAAAACCAGAGAGUUUGUGUCCAGGGUAAGCGUUUUUUCUAUUUCCUUUGCUCACACUGAAGCUGGGCUGGAGUAAGGUUACUUUAGUUGACCUCACUCAGGAGGAUUUGGAGCAUUUUCCCUGUGCAGGGAAGGAAGCUUUGAAAGAGCUGGCACUGACAAAGAAACAUCUGACUGGGAUGACUCUUGGUUUUGGGAGCAGCUGUGAAUCAACGGCAACUUGCUGGUACAAUUAACAUGUCAAACUCAGGAUCACAUUCCCAGUGCCACUAUGUGAAAAUCUGGAGCUUUUCUACUUCAUUUUUCUGUUUUGCUUUUGUCUUUAUUUUACUAUUACUGUAGUAUUUCCACAGAAACUUUCUUAGCUGAAGUUGCAAGAACUCCUCUGAGAGAUUGCGUUAGUGUAAAGGUAAGCACAAUCAAGCCUUGCUAGGGCCCGUUCUGAGGUUUAAGGGUUGGCAAAGCAAUAACGAUACCCAAACUGUGGCACAGAGCUAUUUUUGAACCUUAAAGGGAUCUUUGUGUUACUGUGGAAUCAUAAUUUAAUCUAGAGAAAGGGAAUUUUUUUAAAAGAGCACACUUCCAAGAGGUUAUAUUUGAAAUAUUUAUUCAAGCACGCUGUUCCUGUUGAAGCUCAGUAUUCCCUGUGACCCAUGUAAAGAGGUUGUAGAUAUAUUUAAAGUCUGAGCAUUAGCACUUGUAGCCAGGGAACCUUUUGUACUCCAUGAAUGUAUGGAAGUGAGUUACUUGUAUGACCUGUUCUUAUUAAAAUAUUGAAAUCUUGAGACUGACCCUUCCAGUGACUUGAUCAAACAUUUCUAAACCCUCUGCAUAAUGCAUGGACGCCUGUCACUAUGACUGUGCUAAGACUAGGCUAAGUUCCGAUCCGGCUCAGUUGCAGGCCUGAAUCUGUGGGGUGCCACCUCUUCCUCAGGCCUGUCACCCUGUCGGAGUACCAGCACAUAGCCUGACUCUUCUGUGAGUUGAGCUGGCUUUCCAGGUGCUCACCUUCCACUAGAUGUGAAAAAACAUGCCUGAAGAAAAAGGAAAUAGAACACUUUGGGACACUACCCUUUCCUACAGCUGACAGGUUGUACAACAGGCAAUUAAGUGCCAUGACAGCCACUGUAAAGUCAUCAGCCAGGGCUUCCUACACAAGUAUUCACCCUUAGCACAGGCCUUAACGGGUCACUAAAGUAAUGGAAUGGCAGCACUCUGCCUGCUGGCUUUUAUCAUCACACCCUACGGCUUUACACCAGGCUCCAGCCUGAGCCUGCCUUUUGCAUUUUCCAGGAAGGAACAUUUAUCACUACUUAAUUUCAUGAUUUUCACUUUAUUAAUGUACAGAUUCACACAAAACAUUAUAUUCUUGCUAAGGCUUUUCAUUAGUAAGUUUUCAUAGUACAGAGUGGUGUACUAGGGGGAAAAUACAGCAGAGUGGCAGAUCGUCACUUUAGAACUGUCACAAUUUACCACUGAUACACUGGAGGACAUGCUGUAGCUUACUUACACAGAACUAACAGUUGUAUUUUAAUGAUAUUACUCCAGAGCACAGUAACAGACCACACAACCCCAUGGGUACGGGCUUCUGCUCCACCAGCUCCCUCUGCACCUUGUCACAACUGUGCCUAAUACUGACAAUAGUAAAAGGGAACACCAAAAAAAAAAAAAAAGGCAUAAAAUCUUCACCUUGGUUCUGUAUAAUGCUAAGAAAAGUAAACCUCAGUGCCUGUGCAUCCCUUUGCUGGGGCUCCAGAGGCGCUAGACACAAGUCCAGGUAAACCUGGAAACAAACAAAACUGGUUCCAACCCCAUCCUUUUACCACAGUUCAGUGAGGAGAUCAGAGCUGCAGCUCAUGCAGCUUAGCUGUAGGAACCCCUACUUACCAGGCUGGCUGCAGCCUAAACUCUGCCUUUUUUCUGCCCAGUGGAGGUGGCAGAAGCAUGCGAAGGACACCGGUAGAGGAACAGGAGGCCCUCAGAAAAACAGCAGUAGGUCCCUGCUUCUGCUGAGCCAAGGUGUGGACAUAGAUGAGGACCAUGCAUUAAACUGAAUUUGAAGGAUUUCUUUGCCAAGUUUGUGGGAAGGACCAAUGUGACACAUAGUGGUCUAAGCUAAAGUAAUGGUUUUGAGGUUUAGCAUGAGCUGUAGCCUUAAAAGCUCAUCUGAGAAGUUAAGAAACUGAAGCUGCUUGGAAGAACUUUUGCAGUGCACCCACCUUGCCAGGUCUGCACAGCUCACGGGCCUGCUCUAUCAAGUUAGGAUGCACAGCAUAAUGUCUGCAAAAAUAAGUGACCAGUGUGAGAUCAAUCAGGAAAACACAAAAAUUAAUUUGGCAUGUACCAGGAGCGUUUUUGGGUCAUCUUUUUCAUAAGCUGGUGGUAAAGUACCACUUUAAUAGAACUAAACCCUUUAGAUUCAUAAGCCAAACUGCGGUCAACUAAAAUACCUGUAUUAAAAACAAACAGAUGAGAAGUACAAAAGCUGGCAUUUUGGUUGCCAGAGACUAUCACUUCAAGAGAAACAAUAGGCAGUUCCCACCAAAGCUGCCUGCUGGGAGCUACCAUGAUGUUCCUGCUCUGGCCAUGGAAGAGGACCCACUUAAAGCAGGUAGUUAAUUACUUUUUCAUUCUUUGCAGAGAAAUACUAAGUGACAACUCCUGCUGACAAACUGCAGAGGCUCCCAAGCCCUUCUCAAUAUGUAGAGAUGAAGUAAAAAGUAGCUCAAUCCUCUAGUUAAACAAAGCACUGCAUGGAAGAGCCCUGGUUGCAGACAUUUAAAACCACAUUUCUAAAAUUACUGCAGGAAUUUUUAAGUGUCUCUGCACCUUUUCAAAGCAAGCUUGAUCCAAGUGUCACCCAGACAACUGAAACAAGGUUUCUGUAUAACAUCAGGUCUCGGUCAGUGCUUUUGCACAUCCCAGGAAUGAGGCGGCUUCGCCAAGAGGUUGGAAAUUGAACGGGUACUGCCCGGCGCACACAGAAGACCUGUACUAGAGACGGCAGCGGGAGUUCAUGUAAACGAAGAGUUAGAAAAAUAGAUUAUUACUCAGGUCAAGUUAUCUUGGGGUAGGAGGGAUGGGAUGCACCACAAAAUAAAGUGGAAAAAUAGAUCCAAGAAAAUAGAGGAGAACCUUACAUUUUAUAUUUAGAUCUGAAAUACAAAAUAGACCAUUAACUAGGUCUACUCACAACAACUGUCACCAACCUAAGCAGUCCUGUCCCCUAGCACGUAACGCCUUCAGUGCGCGGUCCUUAGGUAUGCUGUAUUUAUAUGUGCACACAUGUAUCUGUAUAGGGUGUAUACACACACAUGCACACUGUAUAUACAAGUCACAAAGCCUUUCACUAGCACCAUUAGAAAAGCUCAAUCAUUUAAAAAA
Molecule: messenger RNA, 7161 nt
Organism: Athene cunicularia (burrowing owl)
Lineage: Eukaryota; Metazoa; Chordata; Aves; Strigiformes; Strigidae
Gene: GZF1
Product: GDNF inducible zinc finger protein 1
Exons: 6
Coding region: 81-2204 (707 amino acids)
Biological process (GO): regulation of transcription by RNA polymerase II
Molecular function (GO): DNA-binding transcription factor activity; RNA polymerase II cis-regulatory region sequence-specific DNA binding; protein binding
Source: RefSeq, a predicted model, not a curated record